Epithele typhae is the source of this 2553-nucleotide messenger RNA. RefSeq lists its product as uncharacterized. The transcript has 5 exons. NCBI's taxonomy places the organism in Eukaryota, Fungi, Basidiomycota, Agaricomycetes, Polyporales, Epitheliaceae. Bases 1 to 2553 code for a protein of 850 amino acids. The record is from RefSeq and is a predicted model, not a curated record.
AUGCCCCACACCCUACCUCUUGAGCUGUGGGAUCUCGUUAUCGAUGCGGUCAACACGCCCGCCGCCCUGCAGCAGUGCGCCCUCGUCUGCGCUCGAUGGCAAACCCGCGCUCAAUUCCGGCUGUUCUCGACCAUAAAUCUCCUCGUUGGAGAUGUCACCCACCAUUAUAAGACCGGGGAAACCACCAGACGGACCGAACCAGGCCAAAACUUAUGUGAAGUGCUCGACUCGCGUCCUGCCCUGGCUCUCCACGUCACUUCCCUCGUCUUGCACCACACUUCCUUUCACUAUAACACGUGUCUGUCAUGUUGGAAGGAAGCGGACAUCGUACACUGGCCGUCGCUGUUCCCAAAGCUCCAAAAACUCACCCUCGCCGAACCCGAAUCGGAAACGUCUUUCGUUCCCUUCAGUUUCCUCCUGCGUUCCCUCUUGAAUGCGCCGCCCUCUCUCCACACCCUCAUCCUAGGAGGCGUGCACGUUGUGCUAGAAGAUUCGCAGUACGAAUCCGACACACCUCCAAGCAUCCGGCAUGGAGAUCCCCUUCCGGCCCUCCGCCACCUGAUUGCCAAAAUCGACGACGGCGCGUACAUCCGAGGUGGGACCUUCGCUCGCGCCGUGGACAUCAAUGUCUUUCUUCACACGCUCACCAGGAACGGGUUGGUACCCCGCCAUACCCUGGUCACACUUGAUCUACCUCAGUAUUGGGACUUUACUCAACCGUUGACGGAUUUCGACGCGACCUUCCCACAUCUGGAACAUUUCCGCGUUCUGCUCAGUCACUCCGAAUAUGAAGACCCGAGUGCCAACGAUGUCAUGCACCAGAACACCCGGAGUCUCUUCGAUGCCCUUACCGGCUGCCCACGUCUCCGAGUGCUCGACAUCAUCUACGGCGAGCCCAUGCAGCGCACCUCAUACCUCCUUCGCCGCGAGCGGAUUUCCGAUUCCCUCGUUCUCAUUCUCGACGACCACUUCUCCCGCGCGGUCCCGCCGCAUCCCAAACUCGAGGAGUUCAAGCUCUCCAUCACGUACCGGGCGCAAGACGUCGAGCGCGGGUGGGUUUUCACUCUCCCGCGGCUCGCCGCGACGCUGAGAAACCGUACUCGGUACCCUGCCCUCCACCGCGUGUCCGUCUGCGCGCGUAUUCCCACCGGCAGGCGGUCGUUGGUAUCCGGGACCAGUCCGGACGAUUCGUAUGGGAGCGUCAAGCGCCUUUUUGAGUCAACUUUCUCAGACAUGGGGGUUCAGGUGAAAGUAGAACUUAUGUUUGGCGAAGACGCGUAUCGCGCCCCCCAGAACACCGCACUGGUGGAACUGGAGUUCGCGAUCGUCGACCUGAUCUGGAUGCUCGUCUGGGCUUGGCCCGCCUCGCUCGCGCGCUUCUCCGGUGAACGGUAUGCACGCGUGCGAGUGUCCGUCUCUGCAGACGUUGAGGAGGGCGAGAAGAGGACAUGGGAGGCUUCGCAGGAGGUCGGCUUGCACUCCAGGGUGUUCAUCUCCGCUUGGACUGGGGACGAUAUCGUCGGAUGGUCGUCGGUGUUCCCCAACCUUGAGAGGCUUGUUUUCAUCGAGCCCGGCGCGUCGCCUUCUCUCAUCUCGUUGAGAACCCUGCUUUACAUCCUUUUGAACGCGCCGCCCCGCCUCCACACCCUGCUUCUCCGUGGCGUGGAUAUCACGACUCGGGAACCCGACCCGCCAGUCGUCAUCACGACACCCAGCGGCACCCCUCCGUGCCUUCGACACAUCACCGUGGAGAUUAACUAUGCCACCUACCUCGGAGGCGUCACGGACAUCGUCCGCGCAGACAUCAGAUUGCUCUUCAACACGCUUGCAAGACACGGCCUCGUCUCCCCUCAGACCUUGGUCACACUGGAUUUACCUCUUUUCUGGGACUUCGCGAACGACUCGCCGACAUUUGAUACGACUCUGGUCAAUCUCGAGCACCUCGGCGUGCUUCUCAGCCACCCGCGCUGGUUUCUCGAGGACGAUCCAAGUACGGACCAUUUCCUUGAGGUCCUCGCCAGCUUCCCGCGCCUGCGCGUCCUCGACAUCACCUACGGCGAGCCCGACUUCCGCCUCACACGAUCCCUCCGGGGCCCGACCCUCUCCGACACGCUCGUCCGCGCCCUCGCCGACCACUUCUCGCGCGCGCCCGCGCUGCACCCCGAGCUCGAGGAGCUCCGAAUCACCCUCACGUACCGGGCCGAAGACAUCGCGCGCGCCUGGUCGACGCCCGCGCUCCCGCAGCUCGCCGCGACGCUCGCCGACCGCGGGCGGCACCCCUCGUUCCGCUUCGUGCACGCGCGUGUGAUCGUCCCCGCGAGCGCGGCGUCGCGCGACUUCCGGCAGGUGUUUAUGUCGCGCGGGAUCUGCGCGCGCUUGUUCGCUGCGUUCGUGGCGCCGGGGGUGGAUGUGGGCAUCAAUGCGGAGUUUGGUAUUGAAGAGGACGGAAGUGGGAGCGACGGCCGGCUUGGACUCGGAGGACCGCUGUGGGACCCGACGGCGGAAGACGGAGUGGGGAGAGUGCCGGGGGCGGUGGGACGGUUGGAGGUCUGA